Rana temporaria (common frog) is the source of this 1405-nucleotide messenger RNA. It is a transcript of the gene BABAM1, whose product is annotated as BRISC and BRCA1 A complex member 1. Gene Ontology annotation, cellular component: BRCA1-A complex; BRISC complex; nuclear body. Bases 349 to 1302 code for a protein of 317 amino acids. The record is from RefSeq and is a predicted model, not a curated record. Lineage: Eukaryota; Metazoa; Chordata; Amphibia; Anura; Ranidae. Gene Ontology annotation, biological process: protein K63-linked deubiquitination; positive regulation of DNA repair; mitotic G2 DNA damage checkpoint signaling. The transcript is spliced from 9 exons.
GCUUGGUUACUGCUACCCAGAAUGAGGCUUGACUGAUACUAUUCAGAUUGAAACUUAGUUACUGCUACCUAGAGUGAGGCUUGGCCGCAAUUUUCCAAAGCGAGGCUUGGUUCCUGUAGAGGGCUACAGGGCGGAACUGAAAAAUAAUAUGAACCUGCAUGUUUUGUUCUCUACUUCUGUGCAGUGACGAACGGAGAAAAUUGAAAACAGGGAAGGUACUGUGUUGAUUAUACUAUUCCAUGCCAUGAUUGGUCCACAAUAAAAGUCUCUACUGUUCAUUUUUUUUUUUUUUCAUUUUGAACAACCCCCACCACAAAGCUGGAUAGCCCCACAGAGGAAACGUGUAGCAUGGACACAUCAGAGGCCACAGAUGAUGGGGAGCUUGCAGCAGAGCAGAGACCUCGCACACGCUCCAACCCAGAAGGGGCAGAGGAUAAGGAAGCACCCCUACAGCCUGUCGUGGGCAGUCGGAGUGAGGGCGAAGGGGAGGCAGCUCAGGUAGAGGAUCAAUCACCGCCAGCCACAGCUCCUCCAAUAUGUGCUCUUCCUCCACCUCCAGAAUACCAAAUAAAGACUCCAAGAGUGAACUGUCCAGAAAAAGUGAUCAUUUGUCUGGAUUUGUCAGAGGAAAUGUCCUCUCAGAAAUUGGAAUCCUUCAAUGGGUCCAAGGCAAAUGCUCUCAAUUCUUCACAGAAGAUGAUUGAGAUGUUUGUUCGAACAAAGCACAAAAUCGAUAAGAGACAUGAAUUUGCACUGGUAGUUGCAAACAAUGAGGCUAUGUGGUUGUCUGGAUUUACAUCUGACCCACGGGAGGUUUGCAGCUGUCUAUAUGAUCUGGAAACUAACAUAUGCGAGUCCUUCAAUCUUGAAGGCCUUUUUAACCUAAUACAGCAGAGGACAGAAUUUCCAGUCACUGAGAAUGUGCAGACUGUUCCUCCUCCGUAUGUAGUGAGAAUCAUUCUGAUAUACAGUCGCCCAGCCUCUCAGCCCCAGCUCACCCUCACGGAAAACAUGAAGAAAAUGCUACAGUGUCCUUAUUUCUUCUUAGACGUUGUCUACAUUCACAAUGGGUCUGAGGAGGAAGAUGUGAGCUGGAAGGAUGUGUUUGGAUUCUUUAGUAGCUUGGACCCUAAAGGCACUAGCUACAAAUAUGAGGUUUCGAUAACAGGAUCUGCUUUGGAACUUCACAACUGUAUGGCAAGAUUGCUUGCACAUCCCCUGCAGCGCCCAUUCCAGAGCCAUGCCUCGUACAGCCUUCUAGAUGAAGAAGAAGAGAGCACAGAGGGGGAGGUUACUGUCUGAAGCAUUGGAACAUGUUAAGCAAAACAAGUUUAUUAUUGGAUAUCAUUAUUUCAUGUUAGUGCUAAAACAUUCAAAAUAAAAUUGCUUACUUUUUUUAUAUUUA